This is a messenger RNA of Amoebophrya sp. A120, 252 nucleotides long. The record is from the annotation of a GenBank genome assembly. Lineage: Eukaryota; Dinophyceae; Syndiniales; Amoebophryaceae.
CACCGACAUAAUUACAAGAAAGUAUGGCAAUGGUAUUGAUUUCCUGUCAGGUCUGUCAUCCAUCGGGAUUGGAGUGGAGAAAGGAGUCAUGUGUUUGUUUGUUCGUGGCAAGUGCAAGUCUUCAUUUUCCCAACUAUCCCUCGUGUGUAAUAAUUCCACCGUGUAUUAAGUAGCGGCUCUACUAGAAGUACCGUCUCAAUAAAUGAAACAGAAGAUAAUUUGAAGAAAAAGCUCAAGCAUCAAGUAUUGUUA